ACUAUUUUUGUGAUGCCAUAUAUUUGAUAGACGUGAUGUUUGUCAAACCGAGACUGAUGUUCUUGAACGAGGGUUUCAUGGUGGAAGAUACGGUGGAAACGAAGAAGAACUACCACAAAAAGCUAGAAUACAAAUUCGACGUAUUAUCGCUCAUGCCUCUGGACAUCUUGUACCUUUACUUUGGAACGGACAGAGUUAUUCUCCGCCUUCCACGACUUCUGAAACUGCAAACGUUCUGGGAGUUCCACCGUGCUAUGGACCGGAUUUUGCAUUGCCCAUACGUUGUUCGAGUCGGUAAAACGCUAUUCUACAUCUUCUACUUAAUUCACCUGAACGCUUGCGCCUAUUACGCCAUAAGUGACUACAUGGGCCUCGGCUCUGACGGGUGGGUGUACGACAACAAGGGAAACGCUUAUAUUCGUUGUUUCUACUUUGCAACCAAGACCGCCACUUCGAUUGGUAAAAAUCCAAAGCCAGAAAACGCGGUUGAGUAUCUGUUCAUGACGGCUGCUUGGCUGAUGGGUGUCUUUGUGUUUGCACUGCUGAUAAGUCAGAUACGGGAUAUCAUCGCUACGGCUACUAAGGCUAAGACGGAAUACCGCAACAGUGUUGACGCUUGUACGUGGUACAUGCGCAGGCUGAACUUGCCUGUGUCGUUACAACGCCGUAUUGCUUGUUGGUUUAACUUCACCUGGAACCAGCAGCGGUGCUUUGAUGAAUCAAAAAUUUUGAAUUCGCUGCCCUACAACAUGAAACGAGACGUGGCCCUCUACGUACACAUGUCGAUUUUGAGUCAGGUGGAGCUGUUCCGCGACUGCUCGCCGUCGCUGCUGCACGACCUGGUGCUGCAGCUGCGGCCGGAGUCGUUCCUGCCGGGCGCCGCGGUGGUGCGCCGCGGGGACGUGGGCCACCACAUGUACAUCGUCAAGAGCGGGGAGUGCCUGGUAAUGGCAUCUGAUGAGAAAGAGGUUCUGGCGGUUUUGAGGACAGGUUCCGUAUUUGGGGAGAUCAGCUUGCUUGGUUUGGAAGGACUACGACGUCGCACUGCUACCGUAAGAUCUCGUGGGUACUCGACUCUCUUCGUUCUGUCCCGAAGCGACUUGGAAUCCGCGUUGGAAUACCACGAGGAGGCAGCUCAGAUUUUACGACUCCGAGCCGAUAGGAUCAUUCGGGAAAACGCGGCACGUCAGGCUACGAAGGCCUACAAUCUACAGAGUAGUGAUAGUCUAUCUCAGGAAGAGGACAUUAAAAAGUCGCCUAGUGGAAUGAAAAGGCGAAGCGAGGGAGACGGGGUCCAGGAGCUGUCCCACCGCCUGAGUCCGGGCGACCGUAAGGUCCAGCCCUUCCUCGGCCACCGGGCCGCACCUGGCAGCCCCGCAGAAACUGUAGGGCACACAGUGCUACCCGGCGGCAUGCGCUUGCGCGACUUAGAGCGGACGAGCGAACCCGCCCACCCCGUCCGCCGCGUGAGGGAAGGAAAAACCCCACGUCUCCGCGCCGUCUCAGCGCCACACACACCGCCGCACCUCCGUGCCAACCCACCUGCGCUCACAAGUCCAUUCUGA
This is a messenger RNA of Melitaea cinxia (Glanville fritillary), 1565 nucleotides long. It is a transcript of the gene CngB, whose product is annotated as cyclic nucleotide-gated cation channel beta-3. Gene Ontology annotation, biological process: monoatomic cation transmembrane transport. The record is from RefSeq and is a predicted model, not a curated record. Bases 36 to 1565 code for a protein of 509 amino acids. Gene Ontology annotation, molecular function: cGMP binding; intracellularly cAMP-activated cation channel activity; intracellularly cGMP-activated cation channel activity. Gene Ontology annotation, cellular component: plasma membrane; intracellular cyclic nucleotide activated cation channel complex. Lineage: Eukaryota; Metazoa; Arthropoda; Insecta; Lepidoptera; Nymphalidae. The transcript has 10 exons.